AUGGCAAAACAGAAUAUACAGCAAAUGGCCCAACUGAAUCGGGAGUUUGAAAAUUCAGCGAUGAUGGCUAAUCAAAAGAGAAUUACUGCUAAUGCCAUUCAUUUAGCAGAUGACAGAGAAAGAGCGAUUCGAGCAUAUGCACACCUAGCUGUGGAAGAGCUAUAUCCGUGCAUUAUUAGACCCGAAACGCAAGGAACCACGUUUGAGCUAAAGCCCGUGAUGUUUCAAAUGUUGCAAACCAUUGGAAAAUUUCAUGGACUAUCGUCGGAAGAUCCCCACCUACAUCUAAAGUCAUUUUUGGGAGUUAGUGACUCGUUUCGAUUCCAAGGAGUGGAUAAAGACGUGAUUAGAUUGAGCUUAUUCCCUUAUUCUUUGAGGGAUGGUGCUAAAUCAUGGUUGAAUACCUUAGCAUCAGGAACAAUUGAUUCUUGGAAUAGUCUAGCAAAGAAAUUUUUUAUCAAGUAUUUUUCACCCACUAGAAAUGCACGGUUCAGAAAUGAGAUUGUCGCUUUUCAACAAUUUGAAGAUGAAACACUAAGUGAAGCGUGGGAGAGAUUCAAGGAGAUGCUUAGAAAAUGUCCUCAUCAUGGAUCACCUCAAUGUAUACAAAUGGAGACUUUCUACCAUGGAUUAAAUAUUGCUACUAAACAAGUAGUUGAUGCUUCCGCCAAUGGAGCUAUUUUGUCAAAGACAAACAAUGAAACAUAUGAAAUUUUAGAGAGAAUAGCAUCAAACAAUUGUCAAUGGGCGGAUGUGAGAAGCAACCCAGGAAAGAAGACUCGACUUGAAGUUGAUGCUUUGUCUUCUAUCAACGCUCAACUAGCUUCGGUGACUAAUAUUUUACAAAAUCUAGCAUUGGGACAAGGCUCAAUGACCAAAGCACCAGCCCAUACAGCUGUUGUAAUGACCCAAACAGCAGCUAAAUCUUGUGUAUAUUGUGGAGAAGAACACACUUUUGAUCAAUGUCCAAGCAAUUCGGCCUCAAUUUUUUAUGUGGGGAAUCAAGCUAGUCAAGGGAACCCGAAAAAUAAUCCCUUCUCAAAUACUUAUAAUCCGGGGUGGAGAAAUCAUCCAAACUUCUCAUUGAAGAGACAAGGCUCAUACAAUCAACAAAUGCCACCUAAAGCAAUUUAUCCUCUAGGUUUUGAAGACAAGGCUCAUACAAUCAACAAAUGCCACCUAAAGCAAUUUAUCCUCUAG
Messenger RNA from Cucurbita pepo subsp. pepo (vegetable marrow), 1200 nucleotides. NCBI's taxonomy places the organism in Eukaryota, Viridiplantae, Streptophyta, Magnoliopsida, Cucurbitales, Cucurbitaceae. The record is from RefSeq and is a predicted model, not a curated record.